Oryctolagus cuniculus (rabbit) is the source of this 6769-nucleotide messenger RNA. RefSeq names its product ankyrin repeat and death domain containing 1B (gene ANKDD1B). The record is from RefSeq and is a predicted model, not a curated record. Gene Ontology annotation, molecular function: transcription cis-regulatory region binding; protein binding. NCBI's taxonomy places the organism in Eukaryota, Metazoa, Chordata, Mammalia, Lagomorpha, Leporidae. Gene Ontology annotation, biological process: signal transduction; positive regulation of transcription by RNA polymerase II. Gene Ontology annotation, cellular component: nucleus.
ACGCAGCAGGGGGGGGGCGAGUGCUCCUGGGGCGGCGGUGCCGCGGUGGGAGCUGGCGUGGGCCGGUGCGUGGGCGGCGAGCGUGUGGUGGAACGCCCUGGCGGCAGAGCUGGGCAGGGCCGCCGCGCGGGAGUCCGUGGGGACAGGUUCCGGGAUUUCAGGGAAGGAGCGUGUCCGGAAGUUCCCAGAGCGGAGGGCGUGUGGGACCCCUGCCCCGUCCGUCAGCCCUGAGGCCCGGCCCUGACCCUGACCCCGACCCCGCUGCGCGGCCCGGGCGGUCCUGGGGGGACCCUGCCCUGCCCGUCAGCCCUGAGGCCCGGCCCUGACCCUGACCCCGACCCCCCUGCGCGGGGCGCGAGCGGUUCUGGGGGGACCCUGCCCUGCCCGUCAGCCCUGAGGCCCGGCCCUGACCCUGACCCCGACCCCCCUGCGCGGGCCCGGGCGGUCCUGGGGGGACCCUGCCCUGCCCGUCAGCCCUGAGGCCCGGCCCUGACCCUGACCCCGACCCCCCUGCGCGGGCCCGGGCGGUCCUGGGGGGACCCUGCCCUGCCCGUCAGCCCUGAGGCCCGGCUGCGAGGUGCGCGGUCCCGGGGGGCACCCUGUCCGGCGGUCCGGCCACCCUGGUGGGACCCUGCCCCCUUCACUAGUCUUCGGUGCUUGGCCGCACGGAUUUGAGGGGACACGGGCUGGAGCGGAAGCUGGCCGAGUCUGGGCGAUAGGGCCGGACCCGGAGGAAACCCGGGAGACCCACGCAAGUCGCGCGGGUGCCAUCGGUGCAGUGCGCUGUCCCGCGACCAGGAGGGUGACCCAGGCCGCCGCCGCCAUCAGGUGCUGGGUGACAGGUUGCCCGCGCAUUUUAUAUUUAUGUUUCAAAUCUACAUUUCAGAAGUAAUCAUAGCAGAAAUUCUAAAAUUACUAGAAGUAGCUUUUUAAAUUAGUGACAUUUCCUCUUUUAAAAAGUUAAAACCUGCUUUGGUGUGGAAAGGAGAGAGAAGCGUUUAUAAAAUCCGGGCCACCCCACCAGCAGUGCUUUCACUUUAGAGUUAGCGUGGUCUGUGCGAGGUUGGUGACAGCCACGUGACGCAGGUGUGAAGCAGGAAGGAGCUGUGUGGCAGCAGGUGUGCGGAGGCUGGGCGUGCAAGGAGACAGGCGGUCAGAGGCGGCCUCUGCUGUCCUCGCUGGGGACGCCCUUGUGCGGCCUCCUCGUCCGCCGGCCCUGGCUCUGCUCCCGAGUGCCCUCUGCAGAGCCUUCCUUCCAUUGCGUUGCUCAGGCCCUCUGACCUGAGCACUGACCGGCAAACAGUCCCUCGGUUUUCCCUGCUCCAGACCAGCCCGUGCUUUUCUUCCAGAGUAGCCAGAAACAGUGCUUCCGCAGUAUCAUGCUGUGGUAAAAGCAAGACAAGGAGGUUCUCCAUGCUCGGCACUGUGUCCAGGGUCAGUGGGGAAGUGGUGGUAGCAUAGAUCAUUUCUGCGAUGUAACGUGAUCGAUUCCAGGAAACGGCAGUCAGCGCCUGCACACGCCGCAGCCCCACUGUUGCACAGUCAGUGAUGCCGUCGCGACGCUCACCUGCAGUUAGGCCGUUGACCACACUGCACGGCUUUGUGGAUUCCUGAGCAGAGCCCCCAGCGGCUCACUCGCCCAGGAGAGGGCACAUGGGGCCCAGGGGCUGGGGUGUGUGUGUGUGGAUUGAGCUUCUGGCAGAACUGACCUGCGUGAAACAGGAAAAAGAACAUAUGAUCCACAGUAUACUUGCUUGUCAGCUGGUUCAGGCUCUCGGGGAACGGAGUCCCUCCAAGGCUGUAGUUCCCACAGUACACCGCCUUGGGGUUUGUGUCUGCGGGGCAGGGGGAGCCCCACCACACCCCUGAAGACGGAGCAUAGCGAUGCAUUUUCUCCUGGGUUCGAGAGGGUUCUAGCGUAACUACGUUUCCUGGUUAGACUUGGAAGCGGUUGUGUGGCGUGAAUUACUUGGAGCAGACCUUUCUGAUCUGUCGUUGGCUUGCUUGCCGUUGGAUGCUGUUUCCGCUGCAGAUUUCUCUUUUUGUGUGCAUCUUCUGAUUUACAGAAUUUUGGCUGUAAAUAUAAUAUUAUACAGAGAUACGUAUCAUUUAAUGUCCUGUUUUUCCAUGUACAUAUUAUUACUUUCCGUAUUAGUACAUAGAUUGAUUUCUGCAUUCUGUUCAAUUCACCAUAUUUGGUAUUUUUAAUUCAUUUUUCUUUAAAAGGCAGAUACAUGCACACACACACAUGCGUGGGGAGAAAGAGACAGAGAAUACCUUCCAUUCAUUGAUUUACUCCCCUGUCACUCACAGCCAGGGCUGGACUAGGCCAAGCCAGGAGCCAAGAGCUUGAGCUGGAUCUCCCAGGGGUGGCAGGGCCUGGGGCACUUGUGCACCUGCGGCCUUCCAGGGUGUGCACCAGCAGGCAGAAGUGAGGCCAGGACUCGAACCCCUGUGCUCCCACAGUGGAUGCAGCUGCUCCCACCAACUCCAUUGCAAACAUCAGCCCCAUAUCAGCCUCACUUCAUUUUGUCUGACGUUGUGGGAGGUGUUCUCAACACAGUAGGUAAUUUUGUCUUUUUUUUUUAAAAAAAGAUUUGUUAUUUGAAAGAGUUACACAGAGAGAAGGAAAGGCAGAGAGAGAGAGGUCUUCCAUUUGCUGGUUUACUCCCCAAGUGGCCACUGUGGCCAGAGCUGUGCCGAUCCGAAGCCAGGAGCCAGGCGCUUCUUCCUAGUCUCCCACGUGGGUGCAGGGGCCCAAGCACUUGAGCCAUCUUCUAGUGCUUUCCCAGGCCAUAACGGAGAACUGGAUUGGAAGUGGAGCAGCUGGGACACGAACCGGCGCCCAUAUGGGAUGCAGGCACUGCAGGUGGAGGCUUUACCCGCUACGCCACAGCACCGGCCCCGACAUAUGGCCGUUUUCACUGAUAUGGAAGCAUACCACUUUGGAUUUAAUAUUUCAAAACCUGUGAGUUUGAGAUGAACGCUGAAAUUAUAUAAUUUGUAUGAAAAUGAAACGUUUUAUAAAUUGAUUAAAAGAAUUCAAAAUAAAUGAAAAUGAAAACUGGGUUCCCUCUUGUAAUUGAGUUUAUUUUGGAGGUCAAAACUUACUUGCUUUGAAUUAUUUCAUGUUUCAAAAGAAUUACCCAGGAAAGAUAAUGAUUCAUAUUUAUCAAGUGGGAAAUUAAAAGUCUCAUUUUAUUAAAAAUAAAAUUAUGUAGGCUCGUCUAGAAAAGGUUUAAUACUGAAGUCGCAGCCAUGUCUGAUCCCUCCAAGCAGACUACACAGAACCGGGGCGCGUUAAGCUCAGGGUUAGGGCGGACCCAUCCAGGCAGGGCCGAGACGUCCCGCCCGCAGCCAGAGAGGCAGAGGCAGGCGGACGGAAGGACGGACGGACGGGCCGCGGCGCCUGCGCCUGGCCAUGCACCGCCUGUGGCUGAGGCGGGCCCGGGAGCGGCAGGCUGCAGGCGCGGACCCCGAGUUCCUGCUGCCCGACGAGAGAUGCUUCCAGGAUGCGGCCAGAGGCAACGAUCUGGAUCUGAUGGAGAAGCUGUUCAAGAAGAAGGUUAACAUUAAUGCUGUUGACAGUAUGAACCGCACAGCUCUGCACUUCGCUGUUGGUCGGAACCACUUGUUGGCCGUGGACUUCUUGCUGACUCACAAGGCCAGGGUGGACAUCGCAGACAAGCAUGGCCUGACGGUGAUGCACCUUGCAGCUUGGUCUGGAAGCCUGGAGACCACGCUCAUGCUGGUGAGAGCUGGAGCAGAUCAAAGAGCCACGACUCAGGACGGGAUGAAUGCUCUCCACUUCGCAGCUCAGAGCAAUAACGUGCCGGUUGUGGAGUACCUCAUUCAGGAUCUGCAUCUCUCGGACUUGAACCAGGCUGACAAGAGAGGAAGAAAGCCAUUUCUCUGUGCGGCAGAGAGGGGCCACGUCGAAGUGAUAGAAACACUCACCCUCCUCAACCUGCAUUCUUCAGAGAAGGACAAGGAGGGAAACACAGCCCUGCACCUGGCGGCAAGGGGUGGGCACAGCCGAGCUGUGCAGCUGCUGCUGACUCAGCGGCGAGGAGUGGAUGAAGUCAAUGAGGAUGGAGAGACACCGUUCUUCCUGAGUGUCCAGGGGGGCCACGAGGAAUGCAGCCAAGUGCUCCUGGAGGCGGGAAGCGACAUCAACGUCAGAAAUAAGCUCAACGUAAGCGCUUUGCAGACUGCAGCCCGGAACGGCCAGGCAUCCCUCGUCAAGUUUCUGCUCCGAGAGAACGUGGACCUGCACCAGGGCCUGGACCCCACGGAGUCCCCUCUGCACCUAGCAGUGACCCACAACCACAUGGCCAUAGUGACCAGCCUACUGCAAGCGCAGCACGACACCAAUGUCCUCAAUCAGAGACAGCAAACCCCACUACACGUGGCCGCCGACCUUGGGGACGUGGAACUGGUGGAGACCCUGCUGCAGGCAGGCUGCGACCUGAAGGCCGUGGACAAGCAGGGAAGGACUGCCCUGGCCGUGGCCGCCAGGAGCGGCCACAGCCUGGUUGUGGACAUGCUCAUUAAGGCGGAGAGAUUCUGUGCCUGGAGACAGGAGCACGGCGAGGGCCCCCGCGCUCCCCUGACGUUCAAGCAGGACCACAGCCUGGAGACUAGGCCUGUGCGCGCACUGCUCUGGGACCUGGCCUACCGGCAGCUCAGCGCCAACGAGUGGCAGAGGCUGGCCCGGUCCUGGGGCUUCACGGAGGAGCAGAUCAGAGCCAUCGAGCAGCAGUGGGCAGGGAAGGAGAGUUUCCGUGAACACGGCCACAGGGCCCUGCUCAUCUGGCUGCACGGGGCCCUGCUCACACAGCCCCACCCGGCCAAGCACCUGCAUGAGACGCUGGUGCGCGCAGGCUUCCCAGAACUGGCCGAAAAGACUCGUCAAUUCAAAAAUGACUCUGACUCAUGCUCCAGGAAAUGUGCCGUUUCAUAAGUGCCUGAAGACUUGUGUACGUGUUUUCUUUCCAAUUCAGCAUCUUUAAGGCUGUGUCCUCCCACAGCAUGCGACGGUGGUGACAGGACGCGCUCACAGGCGGAGGACACCACCAACUCCCCAACCACUCGGGUGCUGUCAGAUACGCUUCGUGGUUUUCCUUAAGGGCAGUCUGUCUGUGGUUCUUCCGUCUGUCAUGUGAUGGGACACGUAACCUGGGAGAGUCGGAGGGUCGGAGGGUCACGUUUUGGUGAGAUUCCGAUGGAGCAGCACUGGUGUGUAUGGAAACCCGGGGGUUUUCCAAGAUACGGAUUUGAAGGGGGCUUUGCCACCCACUCACUGAGAGCUUCUGGCCUGUGAUCGUCAGACCGAGACCUUCAGCUUCGUUCCUGGAAAGAGGCACGACUCGGCGAGGGUUCCCCUCAGGCCCACAGCCUGGAAGUCACGCCUCCGGCUCUGUCUGCAGCAACACGCUGGGCUUGGAACAUGAUGCUGUUGGCUUUACAUCACAUGUAUGUGGAAUACGCUGCUUAAAAUUACCAGGCGCCUACAUACCAGCCUGUUUUGGUCACUUGGUGGAUACUUACAGCAUGAACACGCGUUGCUUUUGACACCUGAAGUUGAGAUGGACGUGGAAUCGGGACAGCUUCUCCAUCGGAUCACACACAUCCAUCUCAUCACUGAAGCUUGCCGGUCUCAUUUCCAUCUCCACAGCCACCAGGCAGUAAUAAAAUCCUGAGCAGGCUGAGCCUGGUCACUGCAUCCAGUCUGUUGUUUUACAAGUCCCGUGCCGACUGGCAGCGACCUGCCGAAUCCUAUGCAUGCUUCAAACGGCUAAAAACUCAUGACUCCAGGUCUUUUUUAAAGAUGUAUUUAUUUAUUUAAUUGAAAGAGAAGGGAGAGAGAGAAUCUUCCAUCUGCUGGUUCACUCCCCAAAUGGCCGCAACAGCCAGGGUUGGACCAGGCUAAAGCCAGGAGCUUUAGGUCUCCCCGAUGGGUGCAGGGGCCCAAGCACUUGGGCCAUCCUCUACUGCUUUCCCAGGCACAUUAGCAGGGACCUGGAUCGGAAGUGGAGCAGCCAGGAUUUGAACCUGCGCCUAUAUAGGAUGCCAGCACUGGUGACGGCAGCUUAACCUGCUGAAGCACAGCACCAGCCCCCAGCUCCAAGUUUUGUAGGAAGGCAGAAUGGUCUUACCCCAUCUGCUGGUCAACAAGGCCAGCUUCCACUGGUCUUGCUGCACCCCCUCCCUGCCAAAACAAGUGGGCAUACACACUGCUACUGCGUCAGGUGCUUUACUUACCACUAAUUACUGGAGCUUUAGACAGUACACACACUUCUGAUCUGAAGCUUCCCACAUAGACCUUCAUUGGGCAUGUACAGCCAGCUUAACCACGUGGCUUUGGUUUGGAUGCUGCCAACGCUUUCUAGCCAUAGUCUAGGGUCCUCACGGAGGAGGAGGGCAGCCUUUUCAGGAGUGCAGACCCAGGGAGGUGGGGGUGGAGGAAAGGAGUGACCCAGGGGAAGGCCACGGGCACCAGGCUUUGAGUGCCUGAUUCUCCUCUGGUGGGACCGUCCCGUAUCAGAGUGAGGAGGCCCUGCCUGCUGGCCAGCAAGGUGUAACUGUGGGCUGAGUAGACCCAGUGGAACCUCUGGGCUCUGUGAUGCAGAUCGGAGUGAGGAGGGGGCACGGGGGCCUGCAGAAGCCACAAGCUGGUGGCACCACGGCAGCUGUGUCAGAGCCCCGAACAAGCGCGCCUGCGCAUCUGCUCUUCAGACACUGCCUGGCACUUCUGUGCUUCAGAAAG